Messenger RNA from Eucalyptus grandis, 1477 nucleotides. RefSeq lists its product as uncharacterized. The transcript has 6 exons. The record is from RefSeq and is a predicted model, not a curated record. The coding region runs from base 257 to 1228 and encodes 323 amino acids. NCBI's taxonomy places the organism in Eukaryota, Viridiplantae, Streptophyta, Magnoliopsida, Myrtales, Myrtaceae. Gene Ontology annotation, molecular function: zinc ion binding.
GAAAAAUCUCCUUCUCUCUCUCUCUCUCUCUCUCUCUUCAGCACCUUCACCUUCACCUUCAUCUUCGUCUUCAACGUCGCUUCCGAUUCCCUGCGCGUUCCAGGCACUUUCCUCGAUUCGGAAGCCUUACGUCGAUCACACGGUCGGUAUCUCGAACCGAAUUCGAUCAGUCGGGGCUAGGGUUCUCGAUCAUCGGCCGCCGCGCGCGUGGCGAUUGCCAAGCUCGGAUUUUUCGGGGAGGGAGAGGAGGAGGAGGAUGACGACGACGACGGGGGAAGUGCAGCUCGAGCCUCCCGGAGUGCAGCACGCGAGCGACACCGAUCCUCUGCUGAAGGGCCAGGAUGAGUCGGCCCCCGGGAGCCCGAGCGAGAUUAGGGACGAUCGGGACCGUGUCGUGUUCGGCGGCGGCGGCGGCGAGGGCGAGGACGAGGACCUCGAGGCCGGGUCGGUCCCGUGUUGCCGCAUUUGUCUGGAGAGCGAGUGUGAACCAGGGGAUGAAUUAAUCUCUCCUUGCAUGUGCAAAGGCACUCAGCAGUUUGUCCAUCGUUGUUGUCUUGAUCAUUGGCGCUCAGUUAAGGAAGGGUUUGCCUUUUCACAUUGCACGACUUGCAAAGCGCAAUUUCACCUUCAAGUUGCGUUGUUUGAGGACAAUACCUGGCGAAAAGUUAAAUUCAGACUCUUUGUGGCUAGAGAUGUCUUCCUUGUUUUCUUGGCAGUGCAAACUGUAAUUUCUGUGAUUGGUGGCUUUGCCUACAUAAUGGACAAAGAUGGGUCUUUUAGGAACUCUUUUAGUGAUGGGUGGGAUCGCAUACUGUCCAAGCAUCCCAUUCCAUUCUACUACUGUAUAGGAGUACUGGCAUUUUUCGUGCUGCUUGGGUUUUUUGGAAUUAUAUUGCAUUGCUCCUCCCUAAAUGGCAAUGAUCCAAGGAUGGCAGGGUGCCAGAACUGCUGCUAUGGGUGGGGCAUCUUGGACUGCUUUCCAGCAUCCAUGGAAGCUUGCUUUGCUCUUGUUAUUGUAUUUGUUGUCAUCUUUGCGAUCCUUGGCAUUGCCUAUGGUUUCCUGGCGGCGACCAUGGCGAUCCAAAGGAUCUGGCAGAGACAUUACCAUAUACUUACAAAGAGGGAGCUCACUAAGGAGUACAUAGUGGAAGAUCUCCGAGGCUGUUACUACCCACCGAAGUUGGAUGCAGAACAUGAAGAACGGCUUCGAAUACUAAAGCUCUUGUAAAAUUUUUCCAAAUAUGACUUGCAAAUAAGCAUGCGGAGGGAACUCUAUAUAAUAUAAUCCCUUUCUAAUCUACUGUCACACCACCAACAUUGUCCUAUCGUUUUCAUUUGACAAAUGUUCCCUUAUCGAGGAAGCAUCAUCAGAAGAGCUCUACUCAACCUUUUUCUGUAAUUGAUCGAUGAAUCUUUUCUGUUACCACUAUCGCGAGAUUUCACUCUAUUGAAAUGCCGCAUUUUGUGCUGGGUUUAA